GAAGGACGCAAACCUAGUCUGGGCGAUAGGGGGACCCCCCACCCACCUCGGCGCAGCCGGCUGGCGACCGCAAGCCCCACUUUCCGUGAGCGGGAAGAGGGACAGUGGAGCCGCCAGGGAGGAGGCACGGAGGGUGCCGUGGGCGUUGGCCUUCUCUGGCGCGGUGGCACAGAUCGCAGGUUGGCCUGGGUGCCCCUCGGCCAGAUUUGCCCCAGGAGCUUUCCGGGACUGCGACCAGAAACCAUCCAGAGGCUCUGGGCUCGAGUUCUUUUUGUUUGUUUUGUGGCUUCGGUUGUUGUUUUCUCACCUUAAGAGAGUACCUUGGUAUGCAUUAGAAAAUUCAGAAGGGGCUGUGGACGUUUGGGACGGCCCCGCGCGCUGUGGGUGCGCUCGGGGCGGAUAAAGCGGCGCAUUUGCGUCGCAGGGCCGCGGGCUGCCUGACUGCAGCUGCCGCGGGCAGAUUAUUUAUUGCGCCCGCGCCGGGCGCUCGCUGCUGCCACGCUGUGGCCGUCGCCGGGACCGACGCCAGCCGCAGCCCCGCGUCGUGCAGCCUGGCGCGACUGCUGCGCGGGCCCCUCGGAGAUUCCCAAGCAGGCGGAGGAGAGGGGGGGCAAGGGAGGACCCGAGGGGCGGCCUCCCAGGGCCUGUCGGGAACCUCCCCCGCCUUGGCCACCUCUGACAAGAGCUGGACGCCCGACUAGACUCGGGUCCUCCCCCACCCCCAGCGCCGUGGAGACUGGUUGCACAGGCGGCCUGGCACGUCAUGGCUGCUUCUGUCCAAACUGCGCGUCCCAAAGCGCCCCCCGGGGCGCACGCUGGUGCGGGGAAGGCGCCCGCUUCGGGAUUUUUGAAAUCGGAGAGACCACUCCUGGUCCUGAGGCCUGCAGGCCUGGCUGGCCCUGAGGAGGACUGACUCUGGCAAGAAAGGCGGGCUUUGGCGUCAGGCAAGGGCCUGUGACAGGCAGAGGCCGCACCUGUGCGCUAUGGGCUCUGUCCUGGGCUACAGAUCCAGGUGGCCCGGGUGGCCCUCAAGGUCCCCCCCACACACGGGCAGGCCGCCCCCCAGGCUGGCGGAGGUCGAGUGGGCAGCCCAGGGAAAGGGCAGACUGUGGGGCCCUGCACGCCAUCCAGUCCCCUUUGAAGAGCAGCUGAAAGGCUACGUGUGCCGCCUGGUCAUUCAAAUUGUCAAUUUUAGGUCCAGAAGUGUCCAAACCACAAGUUCUCAAAACUCUCUGAAAAAUGACUCCCUCCGAGUUAAGCAAUUCUGAAAGGCAUUCUCUGGGAAAAGUCUGUGGAGAAGCGAGGGAUCUUCUUGCAAAUAAUAUGGUCUCGGGCAAAGACGCAGCAUCUUGGCUGUCUGCUCAAAAAAUGCCUAGACUCUUGGUGGAAAUUGAGUGUCAAGCUGCAAAACCUCAAAUGGCAGAUUAUCAUCAUUUAAGAGCGCCCGGACACCGGAAAAGGCGAUUCCCCGAGUGCCCGGGGUCGGAGACAAUCACUGCAUCAGUCUUAAACAUCUUUCGAGGUCUGCGCGGGGCGGCCAUUGGCGGCGGAGCGUCACGUGACCGCGGGGGCGUGCCAAUGUGCGCCCUCACGGGUGUCAAGCCCCUGUCAGAGUGUGCGAUCAAGAUUGUGAAACAACGCGAUGCAAAAAGCGACCUACUACGACAGCUCCGCGAUCUACGGUGGCUACCCCUACCAGGCAGCCAACGGGUUCGCUUAUAAUGCCAGUCAGCAGCCGUACCCGGCGUCCGCGGCACUGGGCGCUGAUGGCGAGUACCACCGACCCGCCUGUUCCCUCCAGUCGCCCACCAGCGGCGGGGGCCACCCCAAGGCGCACGAGCUGAGCGAGGCGUGUCUGCGCACCCUGAGCGGCCCGCCCAGCCAGCCCCCAGGCCUGGGGGAGCCACCUCUGGCCCCGCCGCCGCCCCAGGCCGCGCCCCCAGCUCCACCGCAGCCGCAACCCCCGCCACAGCCCCCAGCACCGGCUCCUGCCGCGCCCCCUCCCCCCUCUUCAGUUUCCCCACCUCAGAAUGCCAGCAGCAACCCCACCCCCGCCAGCGCAGCCAAGAGCCCCCUACUCAACUCACCCACCGUGGCCAAACAAAUCUUCCCCUGGAUGAAAGAGUCUCGGCAAAACACAAAGCAGAAAACAAGCGGCUCCAGCUCAGGGGAGAGCUGCGCUGGCGACAAGAGCCCGCCUGGGCAGGCGUCGUCCAAACGGGCACGCACCGCCUACACGAGCGCGCAGCUGGUGGAGCUGGAGAAGGAGUUCCACUUCAACCGCUACCUCUGCCGGCCACGCCGGGUGGAGAUGGCCAACCUGCUGAACCUCACUGAGCGCCAGAUCAAGAUCUGGUUCCAGAAUCGCCGCAUGAAGUACAAGAAGGAUCAGAAGGGCAAGGGCAUGCUGACGUCAUCAGGGGGCCAGUCCCCAAGUCGCAGCCCCGUGCCCCCUGGCGCGGGCGGCUAUCUGAACUCUAUGCAUUCGCUGGUCAACAGCGUCCCGUAUGAGCCCCAGUCGCCCCCGCCUUUCUCCAAGCCUCCCCAGGGCGCCUAUGGGCUGCCCCCCGCCUCCUACCCCGCACCCCUGCCAAGCUGCGCGCCCCCACCGCCCCCACAGAAGCGCUACACCGCGGCGGGGGCAGGGGCGGGGGGUACACCCGACUAUGACCCACACGCGCAUGGCCUGCAGGGCAACGGCAGCUAUGGGACCCCACACUUACAGGGAAGCCCCGUCUUCGUGGGGGGCAGCUAUGUGGAGCCCAUGAGCAACUCUGGGCCUGCCCUCUUUGGCCUAACUCACCUCCCCCACGCCGCCUCUGCAGCCAUAGACUACGGGGGUGCUGGGCCGCUGGGCAGCGGCCACCAUCACGGGCCCGGGCCAGGGGAGCCGCACCCCACCUACACGGACCUUACCGCCCACCAUCCUUCUCAGGGAAGAAUUCAGGAAGCCCCCAAGCUCACCCACCUGUGAUGGUGGGCUCGGGGCUGCGCGCCAGGAGAGUCCCUCUGCCCCCACCUUUCUUCUACGUUUACUUUUUUUGGGUUUGGUUUUAAGGUUCUUCCUGCCCUCCCUUUUUUCUCCUCCGCCCCAUCUACCCCC
Molecule: messenger RNA, 3103 nt
Organism: Lontra canadensis (Northern American river otter)
Lineage: Eukaryota; Metazoa; Chordata; Mammalia; Carnivora; Mustelidae
Gene: HOXA3
Product: homeobox A3
Exons: 6
Coding region: 1643-2974 (443 amino acids)
Biological process (GO): regulation of transcription by RNA polymerase II
Cellular component (GO): nucleus
Molecular function (GO): DNA-binding transcription factor activity, RNA polymerase II-specific; RNA polymerase II cis-regulatory region sequence-specific DNA binding
Source: RefSeq, a predicted model, not a curated record